GUAGUCGUUUUAGUUUGUUACUAACUUGUGUGCACUGAAGUCGACUUGUUUGCCGCCUCGUGAAGGCCCGAUGCUACCAUGAGCGGGGUGGUAGCGCCGGUGUUGGCGCUUGCCCUUCUGGGCGUCGCUGUGGCCGACAUCAAAAUAGGCGGAUUAUUUGAGACAGGCGAAGACAUCGUGGAGAUGGCGUUCAAUAGUGCGGUCGAGAGAAUUAAUUCACAUGGGCUCGCCGAGCCUGGUGAACGCUAUACUCCUACUUCGGAUCGCCUACUCACUAGGGUAGAGCACAUCGAGAGAGCUGACUCUUUUCAAGCUUCUAGAAAAGUCUGCACAUUGCUAGAAGAAGGGGUUGCCGCCGUCUUUGGGCCGCAGUCUACAGAUGCGUCUUUUGCCGUGCGCUCAGCCUGCGAGACCCUGGACGUCCCACACAUCGAGACUCACUGGGACUAUCGUUCCCGAACUACCAAUCACUCCCUUAACCUUUACCCUCACCCCUCCGCCCUAGGGAAGGCCUACCUCGAUUUCAUAAAAUAUAAGGACUGGAAGAAUUUCGCCAUUCUCUACGAAGAGAACGACGCUCUAGUACGUUUGCAAGAGAUACUGAAGGACGCUACACUGAUGAAGGAGAACCGAGUGACGGUGCGUCAGUUCGAAAUUGGAACCGAAUAUCGAAAAACCCUUAAGGAUAUUGGCAAGACAGGAAUCAAAAAUAUUGUACUCGAUGUACCGAUAAGGAGUCUUUACACGGUGCUAAAACACGCUCAGCAAGUGGACAUGAUGUCCGAAUAUCAUAACUAUUUCAUCACUUCGCUAGAUGCGCACACCAUAGAUACCGAGGACUUCCAAUAUGGCGGGACGAAUAUUUCUGCUUUUCGUUUGAUCGACUUCUCAUCGAAGGAAAUCGACGAGGUCGCACGCGAUUGGAUCCAACGGCGACAUAGGUUCUCGAGCAAGAAGUCUUCAUCGGUACAGAGCAACUUCAACACCGGUGCUCAAGAUUUCUACAAGAAUCUAACGACCAAAGUAGCGCUGAUGUACGAUGCUGUGAGGCUGUUCGCCACUGCCUUGAAGGACCUGCACCCGGACAGCGGGCCCAAAAUUCAGGUGGCGCCCCUAUCAUGCGAACGGGAGCACAAAUGGUCUCAGGGGAACGCAUUCGUCAAAUAUAUGCGGAUGAUCAACAUCAAGGGGCUGACAGGCAAUAUCCGCUUUAACAAAGACGGCCAUCGCACAGAUAUGCGGCUGACUGUGCUGGACAUGGCGCACUCAGGCUGGCGAGAGGCCGGCGAGUGGACGAUGCACGGUGGCAUCAACAUCACUACAAACUACACCAGAGAGCUCGAGGAGGCCCGACUCUCACUCCUCAAUAAGACUUUGGUUGUCACCACUAUUCUGCAACCACCUUACGUGAUGUACAAAGAGAAUUGGAGAGAUAACGGGCUGACAGGGAACGAUAAAUAUGAAGGCUACUGCAUAGAUUUGCUCGACGCGAUUGCUUCCUCCGAGCACUUCGAUAACAACAUGAAGUAUGUUAUCCGCGAAGUCGCAGACAACAGUUAUGGCCGGAAGGACGCCGAUGGAAGAUGGAACGGGAUGAUCGGCGAACUAUUAAGCGGGAAAGCGGACUUGGCUGUGGCCGAUCUGACGAUCACUUUCGUCCGUGAAGAGGCCGUGGACUUCACGAUGCCCUUCAUGACUUUGGGGAUCUCGAUCCUCUACAAGAAAACCGCGAAACCCCCGCCCGGACUAUUCUCGUUCCUAGACCCACUCUCUCUCGAGGUCUGGAUCUACAUGAUGACAGCAUUUCUCGGAGUAUCUUUAUUCCUGUUCGUGCUUGCGAGAUUCUCGCCAUAUGAAUGGGUAAAUCCACAUCCUUGUGAAGGAAACCCUGAGGAACUGGACAAUCAAUUUACAAUAUGGAAUACGCUUUGGUUCACUAUUGGAUGCCUCAUGCAACAAGGCUGCGAUGUAACACCACGAGCAUUGUCGACUCGUGUAGCAGCCGGCAUGUGGUGGUUCUUCACUUUGAUCAUGGUCUCUUCUUACACCGCCAACUUGGCUGCGUUCCUCACUGUGGAACGUCUCGUAUCUCCAAUUGAAAGCGUUGAAGAUUUGGCGAAGCAGACAACCAUUCAGUAUGGCUGUCUUAGGUCUGGCUCCACACAAUCCUUCUUCAAAGAUUCGCAAUUCCCAACAUACGCUAAAAUGUGGCACGUCAUGCAAUCUCAACGGCCAACUGUAUUUGCUGAGAGCAACCAGAAGGGCAUCGAUCGUGUGUUAAGGGGAAAGUACGCUUACCUGAUGGAGUCCACUUCAAUCGAGUAUAACAUUGAGAGGAACUGCGACCUCACCCAGAUCGGCUCACUGCUCGACAAUAAGGGCUACGGUAUCGCCACUCCUCCGGGGUCCCCCUACAGGACUAUGCUAUCGCAAGCCAUCCUUCGGCUACAAGAGAACGGUGACCUUCAUGUGCUUAAGGAGCGUUGGUGGAAAAAGAAGCGCAUAAGCAAAAAGUGCCCGAAGGAUAUCAUCAAUAAAGGGACGUCGGCGAUGACCGUGGCCUCGGUAGGAGGUGUAUUCAUUGUGCUCCUCGUCGGAUCAUGCGUCGCAAUUAUCUCGGCCAUUGUCGAAUUUGUUUGGCGAGCAAAGAAGAUCGUGCCCGAAGAACGUGAUCCCGUUUGCGUUGAACUCUGCAGAGAACUUAAGUUCACGCUAACGUGCGGAAGCAAAAAACCCCUGACACGCCCUCGCUCGGAUGAAAACCUCGCCAUCGCUGCGACCGACAAUGGCAUGGGUCCUUUUAUGGGUCCAAUCACGGGGUUUGGCCUUCACAACAAGAACACGUUUUCCUGACAUCCGGACGACGCAGGUCAACUGCAGCUCGGCCAACUCGGCCAGCUAAAAGCCAACCCGAGCAGUUUGAGUUUAAGCAAAGCAAACUUAAGCCUCAACCAGGCCUUUCAUCAGGCCACGUCUAUCGGCAACCUGAAGAGCGCUACAGCAGCAGGUGGGGGCCAGGCGGGUCAACCAGCCGGCCAACAACCCGGCGAUGUACCGCUGUGUGAUCCCACCGAUCAGCUAUGCGCAGAUGACCUGGCCACGCACCUAAGCCCGGACACCUAUGGGCCAUAUUACCGAUAUGAGGCCAGGAUUGCUCAAGAGGACCCAAUUGACGUAUAAAAAUGCUGUUGUGUAACUUGGCGUUGGAAGUUUUCAUGUCGAGCAGACUUGCUUUCUGUGAUGGAGGCGAGAGACCCAGUGAUGUGCUGGGUCCUGACCAGGCCACAUGUGCCGGGCAGACCGUUCAACUCAACGGCCUAAUUUGGCCUUAAAUAUUUCUAAUGGCACCAUCCCAUGCGCUUCCAUCUCUGGCAGCUUCUAACGACCGUGCAUAAGCUCAGUUCAGUCCCAGCGCAAUUCUGAUCAACGUCAGCCACUCAAUCAAUCGAUCAGCCCAUAAGACUGCGCGAUCAGAUCGACAGACUUUUUUCUGCGUCGGAUCGCCUCUGCCUUCAUUCUGUUUUGAUUCAAGCCAGAACUUUUUCAGCUGAGUUUGGAUGGGAUUUUCUUCAGAGCUAGCAAUGUAAGCCUGUCGACGAAGUAAGCAUCACCUCUGGGAACGGAAGCGUAUGGCCAAGUGCUUUUAAACAAAAUGUGUAGAACACAUACAAGACGUGAAAGGAAAAUCACAUGUAAACGUUCGUACAAAUUAAACGUGUUCGGCGUGUUCUGUACGCCGCUAGGGGCCAGGUGAACUGUUUGGCCUAGACGAUGGUUUGGUCUCCUCAGGUGAUGGGCCUUGCGAUGUGCGCCACCCCGUCGACGUUAUACUAUUCACGAAGCAACAACGUUUACAAUGGAUGAACAACUCUGAUAACUCUCUAUGUGAUUGAUUAAUAACAACAAAUCGGUUUCUAUCAAGCAGCUCGUUUCAACAAGCUACAAUGAUUUGACGACAAUGAAAACAACAACAACAACAACAACAACAACAACAACCUGACUAGACAAACAGCGACAGCAAAAACAAGAUGCAGUUUCCUAGCUGUUACCGAACAGCAUUAAUUGAAGCCGACUAGACGAAACACUACUGAUCGGCCAUCUAAUAAUACUAAACGAAGAUGAUGAUAAUAAUGGAUUAAAAUAUCUCGGUAUCAACAAUUUCGGCAACCGCAAAUUCAAACAAAUCCGAAGACUACGAUAGAGACAAAAAUGAAUCACCCAAAAUAUCGAUCUUCUAACCACUAUUGGUAGCUUAUUUCUUGAUCGAAAGAUAUUUUUUGAAUUUCUAUCAAGCACAUCAUGACCUCAAGAACAGGCACAACUCAGUGUACUGUUUUCCUACCUACGUGCAGCAGCAGCAGCAGCAACAACAACGACAGGUUAUAUCAAACAUACAGAAAGUGACCUCGACCAAGAACUUUUACGGCGAAAAUGAAGCAAAUACAUCUACAACUCAAGAGUAAAAGGACAUCAACAAAGUAUAUCGACUAUUUAGGGUGCAUAACAAAGUAACUAAAGCACAUUGACAUUUGCAUUGACAUUAGGAAUAUGCCCAGCGGGAUCGUUAUCAUUCUGGAUACGUUUGCGAUACAUUCUGGUUCUCUCCUUUUUAUAUAACUACCAACAGAGAAAUAACGAUAGAAACCUCUUUCAAUCAACUAAAUUUCAACGCGAAACUGUUUCUAACCGUUAAGUUAUAUUUGACAGAGCAACCAUUUGCGAAAGUGAGGGAGAAAUCAGUGGGCACUUUUUUAAACUUACCGAAAACGUCGUACUGAGCCACCUUGUUGGCCAAGAACGUUUGCAACAAAAGCGACACGCACACAAGCAAAGGUUGGCAAAGUGAUAAUAUAUUGAUGUUACAAUUGCAAGACAAAACGCUUUUCCAAACACGAACAAUUUUAAUCUAAUUAGCAACAGAUAAAACGAUAAUCAAUAUAAACGGCACUGCACAACAGAGGGAACUAAUGCUACCUACCGAUACAAACAAUGACAGGGACUUGACUUUCAGAACCUAACAAAGAAGUAUUCUUUCCUAAUAGGCGAGAGGGCGAGAACCCAUCGUAAGAACAGCUCGUCGACCUAAAGUAACAUACAUAUACGACAAAAAAACGUCCACUAGCAACCUCGUUUUGGUUCAACAACAACAGCAACAACAAUAACAACAACAAUGACAGCGACGACGACAACGACAACAGCAACAACCUAAGCAGACUACCAUAAGGGUUCGACAAGAUCGACAAUAACAAAAUGAAAAACAUUUCUAAUAACGAUAACAACAAGCAAAAAGUAAACAUCGAAAAUGACAACAGCAGUAGACAUGUACGAGACCAACAUCAACCAAAACCAAUAAUAAUAACAACAACAACAACAACAACAGCGAUAACAGGAACACACGAUCACGAAUGAACUUCUGGUCGCAUUUCUCGAACGCCCGCCGAAGCUCAGCCGGCUCCAAACGUAGAAAAGGCCAGUAGUAUACAUUAUAUAUCUAUAUAUAUAUAUAUAUAUAUGUUCCGGUAAAAUUGACCACCUCCGUAAAUCCGACCCAGCUGAACUAAGGGACAAGUUGUGUGAUAAUAAAUGCAGUGCAUAAGGUUUAUUGUUGGGUUUAAUUAAGUGACUAAAUUAAUCCAAUGAACAAAACGAUUUUAUGAAGAGCUAAUUUUUUUAUCCCAUCAUGUCGUUUGCAGACGGGUACUUCCAAUCAUAAUUUUAAGUAAGGGUCAGCGUAAAAUGUACGUACAGCAGAGAACUGCCGCCUCGUUAGCCGAUUACCGACUUUAUCAAUAUAUAUAUAUAUAUAUAUAUACGGGUGUAUAUCUUAUCUUGAGUGGUCAUUAGGCUGCUCAAAACAGCAUUCUGAACAAACAAACAAACAAACAAAUCAGCUAAAAAAUGUUAAUGAAAAGUCAAUGAAAAUUUUUUCCAAUUGGUCGGCAGGUCGGUAGGAAGAGGUCAAUUCGAGUUAUCGGCGGCUGGCGGUGAAAUGCUGAAAAGCUUUUGACGUCGCGAAACCGCGUUUUGUUACUAUAUUUAUAGCAGUUAUGAUAAUACAAAUGAUAAUAAUAAUUAUAAUAAUAACAAUAUUACUAAGAACAUUCUUCGAACCAAUACCUCACACAUUCAUUCGAAGGGAAAACAGAAAAUCCGCCAUUAUUUGAGAAAACCUCUUCUAAGUAUCUAUUGCCUGCAUUUUAUCUGUAAAGUAUUACAACAUCUAAUAUCAUCUAUACACAAUAAGUACGCGUACUUCGUCUUACUAUCUAAGGUCUUAUAUGAAAUGGCAAGGCCACCGUAUAUUUGUAGUGUUGAUCUCUUCCAAACAAAUUCCAUGUGACCAAUCCAAGCACUCGCUAAAUACCAGCAGCUCAACCACUGCGAUGCGAAUAGCUAUCCAUAUAACUGACCUAAAAAAAAAAAAAAAACCC
Messenger RNA from Varroa destructor (honeybee mite), 6431 nucleotides. Its product is annotated as glutamate receptor ionotropic, kainate 2-like. Gene Ontology annotation, molecular function: signaling receptor activity; ligand-gated monoatomic ion channel activity. Gene Ontology annotation, biological process: monoatomic ion transport. NCBI's taxonomy places the organism in Eukaryota, Metazoa, Arthropoda, Arachnida, Mesostigmata, Varroidae. Gene Ontology annotation, cellular component: membrane. The record is from RefSeq and is a predicted model, not a curated record.